This is a messenger RNA of Seriola aureovittata, 6674 nucleotides long. It is a transcript of the gene golga2, whose product is annotated as golgin A2. The transcript is spliced from 28 exons. Gene Ontology annotation, biological process: Golgi organization. Lineage: Eukaryota; Metazoa; Chordata; Actinopteri; Carangiformes; Carangidae. Gene Ontology annotation, cellular component: Golgi apparatus; cis-Golgi network; Golgi cisterna membrane. The record is from RefSeq and is a predicted model, not a curated record. Bases 62 to 3394 code for a protein of 1110 amino acids. Gene Ontology annotation, molecular function: protein binding.
CAGAGACACCACCAGGCACCAAACUGAUGACGUGGUUCGGUCCGUUGAGCAGAGCAGCAGGAUGGCCGACCAGAGCAGGCAAAUAAAACUCGCUGCAGCUAAGAAAAAGCUGAAGGAAUUUCAGCAGAAGAGCUCCCCUGCUAGUGUAGGAGGAGAAAAGGGUGGUGGUGGAGGUGGUGGAGCAGGGGCCAAGAAGAAGAGGAAGGUGAAGGGACCGGGCCAACUCGAUGCAUCUUCAACAGAUAGAAACUCUCCAAUCAAUUUUGACAGUAUUCUCAAAGCACUUAGUCAAAGCAAUGGAAUAGUCCUACCUCCUUAUGGAAACAGUCAGAACUUUGCUGAUGUGGAGCCCAUGGGGUCUUCAGUUCCUCAGCUGCUUGAGGACCCAAGGGGCGAGUCAGGCCGUGGCUCACCUGUGUCUAACCCUGCUAGUGCUAACACUACUAAUAACCCUGAGUCUGUCGGUCACAACACUGACCCACAGGACUACCCUGAUACCAAUGGUAAUGAGAGUUUAACAGAGGAAAAUAGACCACUGUCUUCCACAGAGAGCCUGAGACAGCUCUCACAGCAACUGAAUGGCCUUGUCUCUGAGUCAUCUACUGCUUAUGUGAAUGGAGAUGCACCUUCUGUUGGUGAGAGAGAACUUGAGAGUCGGAACCAGGAGCUGGCCGCUGCCCUGGAGUCCAGCAACCUAACAAACUCUCAGCUCAAUACCCAGCUAGACAAGCUGGCACAGCAAUCUCAGGAGCUCACAGAUCAACUACAGAAGGAGCGAAAAGAAUUUGAGCAGAGAUUUUCAAAAGAGCAGGGAGCCAUGCGAGAACAAUUACAGGUACACAUCCAGACCAUUGGUAUACUGGUAUCUGAGAAAUCAGAGCUACAAACAGCACUACAAUACACACAACAGGCUGCACGGCAGAAAACAGCUGAGGCAGAGGAGUUGAACAACCGUCUGCAGGCAUCAAAGCAGAGAGUGUCAGAGCUGGAGAGAACUCUCUCCUCUGUCUCAACACAGCAGAAACAUUUUGAAAAGCACAAUAAAGAGCUUGAAAAGGAGAGAGACAACCUGAGGCUAGAGGUGUUUAGAGUAAACAAUAUGAGUGACGAGUCGAAGCAGCAGAGCUCAGAGUUGUCUGAGCAGUUGAAACUGAAUACACAGGAGAAUGGAGCAAUGAAGCUGGAGCUGGAAGAUCUUCGCAAGAGGCUCGAGAUUGCUGACCUCAUGUUGCAACAGUGCUCCACUCAGUCAGAUCCCUCUAGUGCUAACCAGCAGGUCCAGUUACUGCUGGAAGAGAAGCAGCAGCUGGAGGCACACAACCACCAGCUGAUGGAGUCAGUUUCCCAGUUGAAGACAGAGAGGGAUUGUUAUGCAGAGCAGAUCCAGGAGGAGGGCCGUGUAUGGAAGGACAAAACAGAACAGCUGCUAACACAGGUGUCAUUGGUUGCAGAGGAGAGGGACAGAAACAUUAGCCGAGUCCAGGAACUGGAGGCCAGCAUCGCAGAGCUAAAAAAUGCUGCAGCAUUAUUGUCCCAGGAGAGAGAGGCUCAGGAUAAUGCAGAGCCUCAGUCUCAGUCCUCGGGGCCAUCAGAGAGUGAGGUGGCUCUGCAGGAGAGCCUUAACAGACUACAGCAGGAGAAAGAAGCCCUUACUUCACAGUACCAGGCACAGCUGCGAGAUAACGAGCAGCUGAGCCGCCUGUGUGCAGAGCAGGAGACGCGUCUGGGGGAGUUUGAGCGGCAGGUGGAGAGCCAAGCCCAGGAGGAGGAGGACCGUCGGCGCAUGUUGGAGGAUGUUCAGUCAGACAAGGCCACUAUUAGCCGUGCUCUCACCCAGAACCGUACACUGAAGGACCAGCUGGCUGAGCUACAGAACGGUUUUGUUAAAUUGACUAAUGAGAACAUGGAGCUGACCACUGCCAUCCAGUCAGAGCAACACGUGAAAAAGGAGCUGGCUCGCAGGAUGGGUGAACUGCAAGAGGAACUGCACAAUGUCAAGGAACAGCUGGAACUGAAAAGUCAGGAGACACAGGGUCUGAUGGAGCAGAGGGACCAGGUAGUGGCCCACCUGCAGCAGUACUGUGCUGGCUACCAGGCCCUGGCCUCAGAGAGAGAACAACUCCACCACCAGUAUCUGCAGCAGAGUCAGCUUAUGGACCGGUUGCAGCACGAUGAAAGCCACAGCCGCGUGCAGCUGGAGAUGAGUCACAGUCAGCUCAAACAAGCGCAGGACCAUUUGGAGCAGUUAGUCAGAGACAAUGAGCAGCUGAAGGCUGAUGUGAAGGAGCUUCUCAAUAGCUCAGCUCUAGCAACAUCAUCAAGAGACCAAGGAGACGGAGUGGAGAGCCAGUCCCUCCAAGAGAGUCCAAAGAAGUCCACCUCCAUAGUUAUCCCAGAAGACUUUGAAAGCCAGAAAGAGAUGGAGGAGUUUAUCCGUGGAGCUUUGUCUCAGUUGGAGGCUGAGAGGGACGAGGCCAGAAGGGAAUUUGAGGAGGAGCACAGGCUCCACUUGGCAGCCCGGCACCAAGUCGCUGUGGCCCUCAGCCUUGAACACCAACAACACAGCCACAAAUCUGAUCACGACCAUCAUCAUGAGCAUGAGCACGAGCACGAUCACACUCAGGACCAACAUAGUCACUGUGAACACAGUCACGAGCAUUCAGAAGGAGGAGUGCCAGUGGAAGUUCAUCAGGCACUGCAAGUUGCCAUGGAGAAGCUUCAGCAGCGCUUCACAUCCCUCAUGCAAGAGAAAGCUGACCUGAAGGAGAGGGUGGAGGAGCUGGAGCACCGCUGCAUCCAGUUGUCUGGAGAGACCGACACUAUAGGGGAGUACAUAGCCCUGUACCAGAAUCAGCGGGCCAUCAUGAAGCAGAAACACCAGGAGAAGGAGCAGUACAUCAGCAUGCUGGCCCAGGACAAGGAGGAGAUGAAGGCGAAGCUGGCAGAGCUGCAGGAUCUGGUGAUGAGGCUGGUGGCUGAGAGGAAUGACUGGUACAGCCGCUACACUGGAGCUGUAGCCGGCACAAGCACAGUGAACCCUGACCUGGUUCCUGUUGGGGAGGAUCACACCCACCUAGAGCAGCAAGCUUACACAAACACAGAGCUUAAUGCUGACAGCGGAGCAGAAGCCAUGGAUGUCAUUCCUCUGUCAGAGCCCACCACAGGCCUGGAAGCCCCGUCGCCCCAGACGCUUUCGACCGGGUCAGCCCAGACUGACACCAAGCCCAUGGUGCCCAAAGAGGACGGCACAGCCCAGCAGAUCAUGCAGCUGCUCCAGGAGAUCCAAAACCCCCAGGGAGCGCUGAGAUCACCCCCCUUCCUCGGGGAGAACCCCUGCAUCCCCUUCUUUUACCGGCCUGACGAACAGGACGAAGUCAAGAUCCUGGUGGUGUGAGGUGUGGGUGUGACAAAACUGUGUGUGUAUGUGUAUGUGUGUGUUUGUGUGUGUGUGUGAGAUAUUGGACAUGUCUUGGGGAAUAUUAAGCACCACAGUUUACCAUGUUUAUAGCUCAUAAAUCAUAUUCCCAAACUUUUCUCAAGAAAUUUGACACCCUACAAAACCAGUCACAGAUAGAAGAAUGUUUUAGACCCAGUUACAUUAAAAUGCCACCACUUUGUUCUGUGUGUUGGCGCUACUGUGUGCAUGGUUAAAAAGAGAGUAUUUUCUAUUUGUUGUCGGUGUUAUGUUUUUGUUUUUUGUCCAUGAUGCUCUUCCCACAGAGGAGAUAAUCAGUAUUCCCUGAACACAAUCUGAUUAUUUUCCUUACCGCAAUUUUCCCCUCCUCUCUCUCUAGUCCCCCAUCUUACACAUAAGUGCAAUAAAGGGGUCAUAUAUUCAAUCCCCUUGCUGAUACAGUACUUUAAAGAGCUGUCAAAGAUUAACAGCCUGUUGGUGUGCAACUUUAUGCUACUGCAAAGCUCAGUUUUACACAAUUCACUGUACACAUGCCAAAAAAAGAGCAUCAAGUUUGAAUGUAAUAACCCGAAAAUGUACCUGUAUGUUUGUGUAACGUGAGGAGAAGGUUGCAGCAGGACGAUAUCAGGAGUGGUAGGCAGAGUGAGAUGGAAGUUCAAGUUAAGUCAGUAAAGGAACUUAGUGCACAUAAGAGCUUUUAAACCGUAUGCGCUGUUUCAAAGUCAAGAGCUCGCUAGUUACACCAUCAGGUUCAGGAAGAUGGAGGCAGGUGUUGCAGAUUGGUACUGUCCCUAAAACCACCUUUUCUCUACAUUGUUUUUUUCCUGCAAACACUGAAAAUAAGUCAUGUUUUUACAGUGCGAUGUGUUAAUAUAUGUGAAACGUUUGUGUUGUUAUGAUGUCAAACAUCUUGUUUGAAGGAGAGACGUCACCAGAUAGAUGCAAUUUAAAGACCCCAUGAAGAAAAAACAGAUUUGAGUGGAGACGUUAUGGCAUUAUUUUCUCCAUUGUUGCUGAUUGCUUCACUAGAGAAGGGCAUCUUUUUCAGUCUAAUUCACAUAGACAAUGGAGUUCGGGUGCAGUGCUGGGAGCUGCUUUCUACAUUAUUGUUUUACAAGUCAUUCUACUUCAGCUUUGCCAUCAGCAUGUUAGAUGUCAAGGUACUUGAAGUUAAAGGAAGUGUGGAGUUAAAAUCUAUAUAUCUGCAGCCAUAAUUCAUCUUUGUGCUUUGAAUAUUCUGUAACCUUGAGCUCAGAGACUGAGUCCACACAACUCAUUUAUUCAUUUAUUUUUCUUCCUGAGCUCCAGCGUCUGUUUUAUGGGGUCUUUAAGUUUCUAAACUAAUAGACACUAUUAAUAAGAGCCUGUUCUUUUCUGUUACGCUUUGCUUGUAGUUCCACAUAUCAAAGAUGAAUUAAUGCACAUCCUUUACAACUGGACUGUGUGUGUGUGUGUGUGUGUGUGUGUGUGUGUGUGUGUGUGUGUGUGUGUGUGUGUGUGUGUGUGUGUGUGUGUGUGUGUGUGUGUGUGUGUGUGUGUGUGUGUGUGUGUGUGUGUGUGUGUGUAAGUUAUCUAAGCUGUUUCCUCUUCAGCAUCUGUUGUACUUUUGUGUAGAGUUCUUUCAGAUUAUAUAAGUAUGAUUGCACUAAAAUUGUACAGAGCUUCUCGUUCAGCUCUGUUUCUACCAUUGAGGCUCUUUGGAGAAAAAAGGGGAAUCCUAUGAUGCCUCACUCUUAAGCUGAGGGUUCCAGUUGAAAAAAAUGAAUUUAAUUGAAAGUGCGUUGGUGUGUAUGUGUGUGUGUAUGCAGAGGAUGGCCAAGGUGUGUAAAUACGAACAGAAGGUGAAUAUAAUGAGAGCGCUCACUGCAAGAAGUCAUGAUCUUAUUCCCAAAAGUGUGGGACCAAUCAGAAUUUGAGAAAAUGAACAACUGCCUUUCCAAAAGUAGAGAACUAAAAUAAUCCAUUUUAAUGUUUAUAUUUAGUUUUUCUCGUAUUGUGUAGCAAUACUUGAGUAAAUUUCCAUCUGGACUGAUAUUUCUUCUUUCCCUGAAGACGACAGGUGUUCAGCUUUAAGAGAGAGAUGCUCAUGUUCACAAAUGUAGAUUGGAGAAUGGAUUAAUUGAUUUCUUCAGUUUAGAAAUGUUUCCCUUUACAACUAAUAACCACAAAGUAAAUCAAAACUCAUUUUUUCCAUUUGAGAUCAAGUCUUGGCAGAGGCCUCUGUUUUGUGAGAGUCUUUCCAUGAUUUUAAUAAGCAAGGACAUGGAGGUCAUGCAGAAAUCCCACUGAAUACUUUUUGGCGCUCGUAUAUUUGGAUGUUUUUGACUUUUGAGAUGGUUGAGUUUAUUUUGAGUAAGAGGACAUACUUGUUAAAUUAUUGAAUUACACACUUGAUAUUUAUCACUAAAAGUAACAGGACAGGAGGCGUUGGUGCAGAUUCUGGUAUUUUAAGCCUAUUAUAGGAAGCAAAAUGUAAUUAAAGUGUAAGGUAUAUGGAGGCCAUAUGUACUUGGUGCUGUUCACAGGAAAAGUAAACAGCACUGUGUCUACCCUAAACCACAGCACUUUGGCAGUAACAGGUGGUUUUUGAAUAAAUUUACUUCAUCAUUCUUGAUUUUUAAAUUCCUCGCUUCUUAGCAUUCUGUCACUUUUUGGUUUCCUUUGAAACAUGCCACAAAUAUGUUUUUUUCUUUUGUUUUGUUAUGCUUUUGGGAGUGGUCAGACCAAGGUAAAUAUACAAUAAAAUCCUUUAAGUGUUGUUUCGGGGCUUGUAAAAUAAUAAAAUAAUGUGGAUGAAAUGACUUCCCACACUUUAUAAUUCACUGUUAAAUAUGUUCUGUGUGAUUGAAACAAAUAGCAAUGAGAAGCAUUUAUUGUCUUUACUGUAAAAGAGGGUGUACAUACUGUAACUGUGUAACAUAUUGUAUAUUCAUUAUGCCUGGUGUGUGUAUGUAUGUGGGGGAUGCUGCUCUGCAGUGUUUGCUGGCAGUGUAAGUACAGAGUCGGGGUGUUGGUGGUUACUGACUGGCUGUGAUUUAAUACAAAGAUUGACUAAAAAAGAAAAUAUAUUUAUUUGAAGUAAGUUAGUAUCUCAGACUAAUCAGUUUUAAUGUAAAAUAGAAAUGUGUUGAUGGAAAUGAAGGACUGUUCAGAGAACCGAUUUGUUCGAGGGCUGCUUCUGACAGAAGCUUUCUGAUUUUGUUUCCUUGAGUAAUAUUUUCUCCCCUUCUCCUGAAUAAAACUGAUUGAGCAACUGAAA